Brugia malayi is the source of this 234-nucleotide messenger RNA. RefSeq lists its product as uncharacterized. The coding region runs from base 1 to 234 and encodes 77 amino acids. The record is from RefSeq and is a predicted model, not a curated record. Lineage: Eukaryota; Metazoa; Nematoda; Chromadorea; Rhabditida; Onchocercidae. The transcript has 3 exons.
AUGCGUCACGAAUUGUUUAUCCUUUUCUUCAUGUUCCUCCUGGUAUCCAGCAAAUUGCCAGAAAAAGCCCGGUAUCGAAUUCGGAAAGGUGGAAAAAUUGAUAUUCUUCAUAGGCAAAUGCUUCAGAAAUGGAGAACAGCUUUUCGAAAAAACCAUCGGGAUAAAUCUCAAAACAAUGAAUUGGAUCAUAUUAUUGUCGAAAUGGAUUCAUACAUAAAACCAAGAUUUGGUUGA